Molecule: messenger RNA, 876 nt
Organism: Aspergillus viridinutans
Lineage: Eukaryota; Fungi; Ascomycota; Eurotiomycetes; Eurotiales; Aspergillaceae
Product: RTA1 domain-containing protein
Exons: 3
Coding region: 1-876 (291 amino acids)
Cellular component (GO): membrane
Source: RefSeq, a predicted model, not a curated record
AUGGAGCGGCGCAAUGGAACGACAGAUGCGGCAUCAGAUGCCAGGAUUGAUUUUGCCUUUUACCAAUAUGAUCCUAGCAUGGCCGGAGCCGUGAUCUUCGUCAUCCUAUUCUCCAUAACCACCUUCUGGCAUGCUUUUCAACUUAUUCGCACGAGAACUUGGUUUUUUAUUCCAUUUCUCAUAGGGGGGAUUCUCGAAACAAUCGGAUAUGCCGGACGAGCCAUGUCGAGCAGCCAGUCCCCCAAUUGGACUCUCGGUCCCUACCUCAUUCAGACGAUGUUUCUACUCCUCGCUCCGGCCCUUCUGGCGGCGUCGGUGUACAUGUUGCUCGGACGGAUAAUUCUCGUUCUACGCGCGGAAUCGCAUGCGAUGCUGAAGAAGAAGUUGUUAACCAAGGUCUUUGUGACUGGUGAUGUCCUCUCGUUCUUGCUGCAAGGCACAGGUGGUGGCAUUCAGAGCAGCGGCAGUCUCGACAGUAUGAAGUUCGGGGAGCACAUUAUCGUGGCCGGUCUUUUCGUUCAAAUACUGUUUUUCGGAUUCUUCAUCAUAACCGCCGGCAGUUUCGACUUGAAGCUCAGGAGGUAUCCGAUCCCGCGCUGCUUCGAGGGCAAUAUUCCAUGGAGGAAGCGUCUCAAUAUAUUGUAUGGGACUAGUGUUUUGAUUCUCAUCCGGUCCGUCUUUCGCCUGGUAGAGUACCUUCAGGGCAAUGAUGGGUUCCUCUUACACCAUGAGAUCUUUCUAUACGUUUUCGAUGCGGUGUUGAUCUUCAUCGCCAUGGCUGUUUUCAAUAUUGCUCAUCCCAGUGAGAUUGCCAAGUAUAUGGAGUCGAAAGAGGAGCUCGAACUAUCGGAGGGUUAUACCAACUUUGUCAGGUAA